This is a messenger RNA of Symbiodinium natans, 1722 nucleotides long. Lineage: Eukaryota; Dinophyceae; Suessiales; Symbiodiniaceae. The record is from the annotation of a GenBank genome assembly.
AUGAAUGUGAACUUCCGCGUCGUGGUCGGUACCGAUCUGUCAGAGAGAGUGCAGAUUUCCACGGCUGGCUUGCAACUUGUGCCUCGUGUCACAAAGUGGUGCCGGCUGCAGCGGUCGCACUCUCGCGCGACACCUUGGAGGGCUACGAAUGCCAACGUCGAGGACACGGCAGGUAUGUGGCUGUGCGGGUUGUGCGGCAUAGGAGCCUUGGGUGCCUUGGUGAGAAGACCCUGCAGAAGGGGAGUGGCGCGGAUUGCCAGAGUCAAAGCAACAGGAGAAGAGGGAGAAGAAGGAAGAGGUGAAGAUUGCGACGUCCUGCUGGUGCUGGGUGAAGGUGGUGAGGGCCCUUGUCCCUGGGGCGAGGCAGGCACCGAGACGAUGUCCCGAGGCCUGGAUUUCCAGGCAUCGGUCACAUGGGACGAGGCAGCCCAGCACCUUGCCAAGAAGCUCCGAGCUGCUGUGCCAGGACUUCACGUCCGCGUCGUCUGCGUGGCUACCGGCCCGGUCGAACCCGAAGCCGAUCCGACACCUGCACAAGACCUUGCCUGCCUUGAGCCCACCGCUGCGAGCCUGUGUGCGUGUGUCAAUGUGCCCAGGAACACCUGCGAGCGUAUCUCGCAAUCCUGCCGAAGUCUGCUGGUUCUGACAACGCUCGACGGCGGCUCACCAGGACAUCUUGUUCCGCGACAGAGUGCUGAAAGCAACGCUGGACGGAGCGCAGCGGAAGUGCUCCAACGGUGCACGGAACUAUGGUCGAGACAAACAUGUGAGGACAGCCUGUAUGCGCUGCUCUUUGCCGUGCAUUUCGCGGUGAUGCCCGUGGAGCUUGUGGCGCAGGAGCCCCAAAUAGAUACAGUGGAGAAGAUAUUCACCCUCUGCACAAGAUGUCUGUCGGAAGCGGUCGCAGCCGGUCUAGAUUCCGAAGCUCGGGCCUGCCUUGCUUGCCAGAGUGGCUGUGAUGUCCGCGACCAGACCCAGAUGUACCGUUGCACCGUCAGCCACGAGUCUGCGCCUCUGGCCAGUCUGGUGCGAUGCUUCGAGCGGCGCAGGGUUUUCGACUGCGACGCGGAAGUGCCUGAUGUGCCCCUUGCUCCCCUCACUGAGUUCCAAGGCAAGCGGGUGGGUGUCGAAAUGGCGUGGAAGAUCAUGGAGGGGCAUUGGUCCAUGAGCCCAUCAAGCUGUUCAUGGCGGCCGGUGCUAGGGCAGAACCCGGCUUAUGACUACUUCCCCUGCCAGUUUAACAGUUGGUACCGAGAUCCACGUGGAAACCGAGGCUGGUACGAUCCUGUCUUCAAAGUCGUGACGCUUGAUGGACGUGAGGUCUGGCGCAAGCGCCACUACCGCGUGCUCCCAGGAGACGUGCCUGGCAGCUUCAAUCUGAGCACCGAAGACAAUGGAAUCUCGUUGCGGGAGUAUUGGCGAAUUGUGGAUGCCGACGACGAUUUAGCCUGGGCAGUGCUGCACUAUGCCGGUGCUGCGCCAAGUGUUGGCCAAAGUUACACAGGAUCGCUGCUGGUCUCCAGAGAUGGCCGUCUGCCGGAGGACAUUCCCUCCGCACGGAUCGCUGCCGCAUUCCAGAAAGCUGGUGUUGCAAAGUUUGAGCUCUAUGCAAUACACCAGGAUGAGGAGCUAGGCGGAGACUCUGGCAAGCCACCGCUGACCGAGUUCUGCGGCUUGCGCAGGUACGCUUCACAUGCGCCCUCCGCACCCUCGCAGUCUUAG